UUCCGCAGACGAUUAUUUCAUUAUGACUGAUUUUAUUUAACGGAACAACAAUUUCAUUGAAAGCGUUUUCAUGCAGAGAGAGAGAGAGAGAAUUCAAGACGCUGUUUUAAUUAUCUCAGUUUGAGUUAAAGUUACGAAUUUUCGGCUGUUCUUGGAUAACUUUAUGACUGCUUGAAAUAACUUUCGCUGGAAUUAUUGCCAAAGCGAUGAGUGUUGAGGAAGUGGACAUAUUGAUAUUUUAACUUAUUUGUGAGAAAUUACCAGAGUUGUUUUCCCGUGAUUAAUGACUAACUGUGACGUCACAAUGGAGGUUCGUCACCGGUUGACUAGGGGAGUCAAGCGAUGGUUCAUCCUGACUGGUGUGUUCUUCGUCUCUUUCCUCGAGACUGGUACUGUCAGGUCAUUCGGGGUCAUCUUGAAUGAUAUGACGUCAGACUUUGGUACCUCAACGGCUUACAUUGGGACCAUCAUCGGGAUGGCCCACGGAGCUACGUACUGGUUAUCGGUCCUGAACACACCCCUCCUCAGACGUUUCUCCGUUCGUCAGGUGGUGAUGGCUGGUGUCUGGUGGGAUCCCUAGGUCUCAUCCUAUCAGCCUUUGCGAUGACCGACCUUACUUUGCCGCAGCUCUCUUCAUGUUCGGAAUUGGUUUCAGCACGGUUGUCUUACCGGCCAACUCAAGUCCUGUGGACUACUUCCCAGACCUGUUUGAGAUUGCAUCUAGUAUCAAUCUGACCGGAGGCGGCAUCGGUCUCAUGAUUCUACCGCUUCUCUUCGAGGUCUUCGUCAAGAACUAUGGUUGGAGGGGUGCCCUGAUGCUUCUAGGUGCUAUCAAUCUGAAUACUCUGGUGAGUGGCGCCCUCUUGGAGCCGGUGCCGAAGGUGAAGGAAUCGGCAACGGGAGAAGUGCCUCUGGAUGAUACGGCGGAGCUGACGCAGAGAGAGAUUGAAGGGGAGCACAGCGGACAGUGUUCAUCAGGACAAGAUGGAGCAAACGGAAGUGUAGAAGAUGAAAUUGACACGACUGGUGUCGAUGUUGAUUCACUAGCUGAAACAGAGGACUUGAUACCUCAUCAAAGACAUACUGGUAACGGUCAUCUUAGACACUCUGAAAACACCAACACUAACUGCAAGUCGGACAGCAAAGUUCUUAUACACCACAUUAGUAACUCGGAGGAUGCAACCCCAAAUGGCUUUCCAACCUACACCCCUGAAGUGGAAAACUGUGACAGCAAACACCACCAUGAACUUGUAGCGUCAUACAACACCACCUCCAACAGUGUAACUGUCAAAGAGGCCAUUGCCUCUGAGGAUUGUCCCGAAGACAUCCCGAAUCGGACAUGUUUCGGGAGGUGGUGCCAUAGUGUUGCAGAGCUCUUCGACCUUUACCUAUUUAAAGAUUACCCUGUGUUCUUCGGCAUCUGCCUUGCGACCAUUCUCUUUGGCGUCUCCUACGAUGGCUGGGUACUCUUUGUUAUCCCCAACGCAGAAGCUAAGGGCUUCGACUCACAGAUGUCUGUGUACGUCGCAACAGCCGGAGGCGUCGGAAAUAUAUUCGGACGCUUCUGUAUAGGAUUCUUCACAGCCAAGAAGUUAAUUCCCAACGAGGUGUCCUAUCUCAUAAUGAACCUAGUGUCCUCAGUGGCUUUCUUCAUCAACUAUGGCGCCACCACAUUCUGGUUCCUGUCGAUCCUGUCUUUCUUCAAUGGGUUCUCUCUAGGAGCAAAGACGUCACUGCAGUUCAUCAUUGUCAAUGACACGGUGGCUACCAAGCGGUACAAGGCAGCCGUCUCUAUGCUACUUGUGUCUCUUGGUAUUGGGUUCCCCAUCAGUGGUGCCCUCUUAGGUGGAAUUUACGACAGGACAAAAUCAUACAACAUCUCUUUCUGCGUGAUAGGGUUUAUAGAUGUGGUGUGUGGGAUCCUGAUCACAGCGCCUCUCGUAGCAGCAGCCUUAAGGAGACGUAAAGGGAGAGCGUCCCUAUCAACGGACGAAGUGCCUGUAUAACGCUUGAAGACAUCACUCAAAGACCACGCUUGAAGACAUCAUGCCAUGCAUCCUUGAAGCGCUCACUGUUGCCAUGAUAGGGGUCGUGUGUGGGAUCCUCAUAACAGCCCCUCUCAUUACAGCAGCUUUAAGGAGACGUAAAGGGAGAGCGUCCUUAUCAACAGAUGAAGUGACUGUAUAGCGCUCAAAGACAUCGUGCCAUGCAUCCUGGAAGGGCUUACUGGUGCCAUGAUAGGGUUUAUAGAUGUUGUGUAUGGGAUCCUCAUCACUGCGCCUCUCAUAGCAGCAGCUUUUAAGGAGACGUUAGGAAAGAGAGUCCUUAUCAACGGACGAAGUGCCUGUAUAGCGCUUGAAGACAUCGUGCCAUGCAUCCUUGAAGUGCUCAGUGUUGCCACAUUCAUGUAAAUUUCACAUGAAUUUUGUAUGCUAUCUAUUUGAUGAUCUUAGAAUUGAAAGGAGGAAGAGCUACGACACGGACGUUUGAUUUGGACAAGCACAAUGAUGCUCAAAAUC
Messenger RNA from Strongylocentrotus purpuratus (purple sea urchin), 2519 nucleotides. RefSeq lists its product as uncharacterized. The transcript is spliced from 5 exons. NCBI's taxonomy places the organism in Eukaryota, Metazoa, Echinodermata, Echinoidea, Camarodonta, Strongylocentrotidae. Gene Ontology annotation, molecular function: monocarboxylic acid transmembrane transporter activity. The record is from RefSeq and is a predicted model, not a curated record. Gene Ontology annotation, biological process: transmembrane transport. Bases 636 to 2006 code for a protein of 456 amino acids.